AUGUACUACCCAUCGCCGGUGCUACAUUGUUCGGGUCCUCCGCAGCGUCCAGGGCAGCAGGCCAUCACUGCUGUGAGCCUGCUGUCGAAGGCCCGCAACGAGGAUCUGCAGUGCAUGCUCGAUCUCGACGGCGCUCACGCGGGUGUUGCUGGCAUGCUGUCCGCCGGACUCCUCGCUUCUCUGACGCUGUCAUACAAGCAGGUUGGCCUCGGAUGCCGACGCAAACCUCAAGGUCACGAAAGGCCGUACUUUGGCCUCUUGGCCUCCAUCAGUAUUGCCGUCUUCCCUAGCUUGACCUCAAUCCACCGAUUCUGCCAACGAUUGAUCAAGAUUGCGUAUGAAGAGUCGGUGGAGGGUCUCAAAAGUGAUACUCCCAGCCUCAAAGCGGUGUGUAUCGACUGA
Molecule: messenger RNA, 402 nt
Organism: Zymoseptoria tritici IPO323
Lineage: Eukaryota; Fungi; Ascomycota; Dothideomycetes; Mycosphaerellales; Mycosphaerellaceae
Exons: 2
Coding region: 1-402 (133 amino acids)
Source: RefSeq, a predicted model, not a curated record